CAAUAUUCCCAAUCGCUGUUUUCCCUCUCCGUCUCUCCAUAAUCCCCCGCUCAAAACACACACACGCACACCAACUAAUCAUAAUGGGCACCACCGCCAACGGUACCACAGCCGCCGCCGAUAAAGCCACAUCCACCAGCAAUGGCGGAGGCGUCCCCACGGUGGACAAAGGCGUAGAUUUCGCCAAUUAUUUCUGUACAUACGCCUUUCUUUAUCACCAAAAGGAGAUGCUUUCUGACCGUGUUCGUAUGGACGCUUAUUAUAACUCUGUUUUCAAAAAUAAACACCACUUCAUUGGCAAAACUGUUUUGGAUGUAGGAACAGGGAGUGGCAUUUUAGCAAUUUGGUCAGCUCAGGCUGGUGCAAAGAAAGUUUAUGCCGUGGAAGCUACUAAGAUGGCUGAGCAUGCACGUGAGCUUGUUAAAGCAAAUAAUUUGGAUGGUGUGGUUGAAGUGAUUGAGGGGUCAAUAGAAGAUAUAGUAUUGCCCGAGAAAGUUGAUGUAAUCAUCUCUGAGUGGAUGGGAUACUUUCUUCUCCGUGAAUCUAUGUUUGAUUCUGUAAUAUGUGCCCGUGACCGCUGGCUGAAACCAACUGGAGUUAUGUAUCCCAGUCAUGCUCGGAUGUGGUUGGCACCUAUCAGAUCAGGGUUAGCAGACCAUAAAAUGAGUGAUUAUGAAGGAUGUAUGGAUGAUUGGCAUGGUUUUGUGCAGGAAACUAGAACAUAUUAUGGUGUUGAUAUGAGUGUUUUGACCAAACCAUUUUCUGGAGAGCAGAAAAAGUACUACUUGCAGAAUUCGGUGUGGAACAACCUGCAUCCAAAUCAAGUUGUAGGAACACCUGCUAUCUUGAAGGAGAUUGAUUGUUUAACGGUUACUGUUGAAGACAUCCUCAAAGUUGAAGCUAGUGUUUCAUCAACAAUCACCAAGGAGGACACAAGACUAUGUGGGUUUGGUGGCUGGUUUGAUGUCCAUUUUAGUGGAAGGAAGGAGGAUCCUGCUGAGUGCGAGGUCGAGUUGACUACAGCUCCUAGCAUAGAUGAUGGCACACAUUGGGGCCAACAGGUCUUUCUCUUGCAUCCUCCUGUCCGCGUCAAUGAAAGCGACGAGAUCCUUCUUAAGUUUUCAAUGAGCCGCUCGGAGGAAAAUCACCGUUUGAUGAAUGUUGAUCUUGGGUACCAAAUUAAGUUGUCGUCUGGCAAGAUGCUUCCACCGAGCAUAAACAAGUUCUAUAUAGAAUGAGGCCAAACAAACGCACUAUUAUUAAUUUGUCGAAGGUACGUUAUGAGAGUAUAUCAAACCAGAACGGAAUUUUUUUCACGUUUUUGUCAUUGUGUUGUUAGCUUUUUGUGUAAUUUAUGUUGUACGGUAUCUGGUUUAUUCUUGAUCAUUUACUUUAUGUAAAACCCAGUUUUAAACCUUAAAUUAGAAGAAGAUUUACAGAA
Messenger RNA from Erigeron canadensis, 1441 nucleotides. RefSeq names its product protein arginine N-methyltransferase PRMT10. Gene Ontology annotation, cellular component: nucleus. Gene Ontology annotation, molecular function: protein-arginine N-methyltransferase activity. The transcript has 7 exons. Bases 84 to 1238 code for a protein of 384 amino acids. Gene Ontology annotation, biological process: peptidyl-arginine methylation. The record is from RefSeq and is a predicted model, not a curated record. Lineage: Eukaryota; Viridiplantae; Streptophyta; Magnoliopsida; Asterales; Asteraceae.